This is a messenger RNA of Ornithorhynchus anatinus (platypus), 1396 nucleotides long. RefSeq lists its product as uncharacterized. Bases 94 to 1041 code for a protein of 315 amino acids. The record is from RefSeq and is a predicted model, not a curated record. Lineage: Eukaryota; Metazoa; Chordata; Mammalia; Monotremata; Ornithorhynchidae. The transcript has 6 exons.
CGGGGCUGCGAGGUCGCUCGGAAGGCAGGUUUGACCCUCUGGGGAGUCUGUAGAUCCCAAGGUGGAGCUUAGAACGGGUCACCGCAGCUCAUCAUGGAGAGAGGAGGCAGCGGCAGACCCGCAGAAGCAAGGCCCGAACAACUAAAGCCUCGGACCGGUCUGAAGAGAAACCCGAAGAAGAACCCCAGUGGCGGGGGGAGAGCCAGCUGGGGGAAGCGCGAAACCGACCUCUUGCUGGAGGUCAUCCUCAAGACAGGGAAGGCCAGGCAGACGAUUCCCGGAACGGGCCAGAGGAACAACGCCCUGUGGGGAGAGAUCGCGGAAGCCCUGGCGCGGCACCAACUGUCUUUCACCCCCAAGCAGUGCCGAACCAAGUGGAAACACCUGAAGAGCCAGUUCCGCUCGGAGCAGGCUUUCUCCGAGGCCAGCGGGGCCCACGGGGUCCACCAGUCUCCCUUCUACGAGAAGAUGGAAGCCCUCUGGAAGAUGGAGGCCGUAAGCCCCGUCGAGGCCAAACGGCCGAGGCAACAGGCCGGAGGAAAGCCAGCCCGGAGACCCCCCAAGGACCUGCGGGAGCACGCCCGAGCGUUUCCUGCCCUGGGACUCCAGCCCCUGCCGAGGAUAGCUGCCAACGCCACUCCUGAGUCUGGAGAGGGCAUCCCAAGGGGUGCCCCGCAGCAGGAGCCCCCUGCGGCUCCCAGCGUUCCCCAAGACCAGCAGAUGGGAACCACGAUGGUGCAGAUCCUGGAGGAAUUGAGGCGCCUCUCCCGGGACCUGCAGAACGUGUCGGUCGUCGGCGUUCACAUCUCCAAGAUCCUCCAGUGCCAGCAGGAGCACCUCAUUCCCGGCAUUCAGCUCCUGAAUCACAAUGUCUAUCAGCUUUGCCUCCUGUUCGCCAACCAGGGGGAUGGCGCCGGGCCCCCCGGGCCCUGCCCGCCCCACGGGCUCAAUCCCGACGGCCUCCUCUGGUCCGACUCCCCGGUUCCCGAGCCUCGCGCCUCGGCCUUCGAGGCUCCGGAUGCUCCCCGGGCCCCGGAGUGAGCUCGGUCCCUCUCCCUCUCUAAACGCGCGGAGUCGGUUCCGUGGCGUGCGUUCAGAUGGUUUCCUUGGCACGCGUUGGGAUGUUGCGUCGUUCCGGGUCUGCGGCCGUUGGCCCGUGCUGGGGAGAUCCCAGAGGUUCGAUUCUGUUCCUCGGACCCGUGUGCCUUCCGACCGGCCCCCCGCCUCGCUGGGAUUCAGGUCACUGACCUCGAUCCUCCAGUCGAGAGUUCCCCGUGGGCAGGGAGCGCUUCCACCGUCUCUCUCGUAAGGCACCUUCCCAACCACUUGGUCCAGUGCUCGGCACAGAGUAAGCGUUCAAUAAAUUUCACCGACCGUCGGUUGAUCGACUGGCAAA